This is a messenger RNA of Tachysurus vachellii, 2626 nucleotides long. Its product is annotated as stearoyl-CoA desaturase 5-like. The transcript has 8 exons. NCBI's taxonomy places the organism in Eukaryota, Metazoa, Chordata, Actinopteri, Siluriformes, Bagridae. Bases 1 to 1416 code for a protein of 471 amino acids. The record is from RefSeq and is a predicted model, not a curated record. Gene Ontology annotation, molecular function: oxidoreductase activity, acting on paired donors, with oxidation of a pair of donors resulting in the reduction of molecular oxygen to two molecules of water. Gene Ontology annotation, biological process: lipid metabolic process.
AUGGGGUACUCACCGUGGUUCUUCUUUUACACCAGGCAAUGUUUUGAAAGGAAAUAUGUUAGCGCUCUAUAUCACCAACCAUUCACAGUUUUUGACUUGUAUGACGUACUUGCAAAUGAUGGCAUGAUUUUUUUAAAGGCACUGCUGCUAUCGCACCUCCUCAUCUGCUCCAAUCUAAUCUCAACGUACUUACACAAUGACAAUAAAAUGAUUCUGAUUCUCAUUCUGAUUCGGGUUACUCCAGGUUAUUCUGACACGUAUGGCCUUCCAUACGCACUUCACCAUAUAAUAGGGAUCUUGCGUCUCUGCUACCAUCGUCACCACCUGGAGCGCUCUUUCAACAUCUCCUGUCGUUAUACAAGCUCGUAUGGAUAUCAACUGAUUGCUAUUUGUUUGCUUUUGGUUCUCGGAGGCCUGGAAAUCCACGCUAUUUUUGGAGAUUUGGAAAUUUUAGAGAUGUACGCACUUCCGGAUAAUGGGCGCAACGAAGUGGCUCACCGAGAGGGAGCGGAUGGCGCAGAGAGCCGCGUGCCGAAUGGCACCAAGCGGCAGCGCAUCGUCUGGAGAAACGUUAUUCUUAUGGGUCUGCUUCAUGCUGGUGCGCUUUACUCCGUGCUCCUCAUCCCCAAAGCGCAUCCCUUUACCUGGAUAUGGUCCUAUAUAUGUUUCAUGAUCACAGCCCUUGGGAUUACAGCUGGAGCCCAUCGGUUAUGGAGUCACAGGUCUUAUAAUGCCAAACUGCCACUAAGGAUCUUCUUGGCUGCUGCCAACUCCAUGGCCUUCCAGAACGAUAUCUAUGAAUGGUCCAGAGAUCACAGGUCCCAUCACAAAUACUCUGAGACAGAUGCUGACCCCCAUAAUGCAAAGCGAGGCUUCUUCUUCUCACAUGUAGGCUGGCUGUUUGUGCAGAAACACAAAGACGUGAUUGAUAAAGGCAAGCGGCUGGACCUCAGUGAUCUGCUGGCUGACCCUGUUGUUGUGUUUCAGAGGAAAUAUUACAAAAUGUCAGUGCUGGUGAUGUGCUUCUUCCUGCCCACUAUGGUCCCGUGGUACUUCUGGGGUGAAAGCAUGUGGAACUCAUACUUCCUAGCCUCUAUCUUACGCUACACUGUUGCUCUUAAUCUCACCUGGUUAGUCAACAGCGCUGCACAUAUGUACGGCAACCGGCCCUACAACAAGGAUAUCAACCCUCGAGAAAACCGCUUUGUCACGUUUGGAGCUAUUGGGGAAGGUUUCCACAACUUUCAUCACACAUUUCCUUUUGAUUAUGCAGCCAGUGAAUUUGGCUUGCGCUACAACAUCACUACAUGUUUCAUUGAUCUCAUGUGCUGGCUCGGCCUCGCUAGCAACCGGAAGAAAGCCACAUCGGAGAUGGUCAUGGCUCGGAAGCUAAGGACAGGUGAUGGGAGUGCCUGAAAUGCCAAAAGCAGCACAGAUCUCUCAGCACCACUUAUUUAUCAGAACGGCAUUGUAAAAGUGGAGUGUUGUGUUCUUUCAUUAAAAUGUCUUUACUGCUAAUCUGUCACAGAGCAAGUAAUUAUAAAUAAGGUAACUAUUGUGAUGGCUUAGAUUUAGCUCAACUUGUGGACAUUUUUGUUUUCACAGGGGAGUAGAUUUUAAUGUGAAACUCUUUUUUUUUGUCGCAUAUCUUUCUGAAUUCAUUGUUUACCGGUGGUUUUGUUUUUUCUUAGCUAGACAAUCCAUGUAACUUUAGCAUUACCCAAUGAAUCCACAUAUUUUGUAGCGUACAUAAGGUAGGAUACAUAAAUUCUAUGUUUACAUUUGCCUAAUACUACCCUAUUAAGUAAUAUCUUAAUCUUAUUUUCAUUGUAAUCUGCCAUGUGCAGGCUUUGCCUUAAAUUUGCUGCUUGUGAUGGUGUAAUUUCACCAAAAACAGACACUUUAUAGAAGAGCCUACGACGUAGGCCCUACGUUGGUCAUGCUUUUCAUGAGUACAAGGCCUAAUUGAUCCAAAUGAUAAGAUGAUAAGUAAAUUUGCACUAUUCGAGCUCACAUUCAUGCUAGAAGGAUUGCAUGGCUGCUCAUGUUAUCAUAUAAAAGCUAUCAGUUCCAAGAUAUCAUGGCAGAUAUGCUAAAUAGAAAAAAACGUGAAACCACAUGUCAGUUUUCUCCUGUUGCUAAUGUUAAAAUAGAUGUUAUAGCAAAAAUUUACAAUGAUUUUGUAGGAAUGCAAGAAAAAUGCAUAUUUUAUUGUCUCACAUUUUAAAAUCUGGAUUGCACAAAUUUGCUACAUGUUUCUCACAUUAAUGCCCUGGGUAAUUAGAUGAUUUAUAACCUAUUUUUGGAUAACUAUUGCACAGAACACCAAAAGAAUCAAAUAAGUAGAAAUGCCACAUUCAGUUACAGCAGUUGAUUUUGUAGAGUAGCAGAUUAUAGAUUUCCUUAAUUCUUAAGAGUUUUUCAUGUGUCUUUGCAUAAGUGCAUUAAUGUAUGGCUGUGUAACUUGUUGCUCCGUGUACAUCAAUGCAUGUAACUACGUUUGUCUUUAACAUGCUAUAAGAAUUAAGUUACUUUUAGAAUUUUUUUUGCAGUCAAAAUAUAUUCUGUAGUGACUGGGCCUUGGGCUGUUCUUCAAGGCAAUGAAUAAAAAAAUAAUUAGUCAUAA